UUUAGAUUUUUAAAAGCUUUUAUUGUUUAUUAUUUAGCAAAAUGGUUUCAUUCAAUCGUUUAUCAUAAAAUAUACACGACAAAACAAUAAAACUAUAAUCAAAUUAUUUUCAAAAUAGACGCAAAUAUAAAAACGAAAAUUACAUAAUAAACAGUGUUACCAACUGAAGCAUUUAAAACAGCUGUUGACUUUUGGAAUGGCAACAAAUAUAAAAUAUGUCUAAAAAAGUUUCCAAAAAAUAUUUGAAAAAAAAUGUUAGUAAUAUAAAAUAAAUAAUGAGUAGAGAUGUGUGUAAUACCAGUAAAAGUUUAGAUAGUGAAAGUGUAGAUAUUUCCGAUGUAGAAAAAGAAGUAACAAAUGUGAUAUUAAGUGGUAAAGACGAAAUAGAGCCAAUUGAAAAUGAAGAAAAUAUUUGGAUAAACGAUCCAGAUAAUGCCGAUGUCGACGAUGAUCUUGAGAACCUUAACAUAGCAAAUUUUUUUCAUAGAGUUGAUAGUGAUCAAAUCAUAUACCAGAAGAAAAAACGAAAAUUAAAGCUGGUUGGGAAAUAUGUAAUGGGUGAUUUGCUUGGGGAGGGGUCCUAUGGGAAGGUAAAAGACAUGCUAGAUUCGGAGACUUUGUGUAGAAGGGCUGUUAAAAUUCUAAAACAAAGGAAAUUGAGGAGGAUACCAAAUGGUGAACAAAAUGUAGAAAGGGAAAUAAAACUGCUCAGAAAACUGAAACACAAAAACCUGAUAAACCUCGUAGAUGAAUUGUACAAUCAUGAAAAGCAAAAGAUGUAUUUGAUAAUGGAGUUCUGCGUCGGAUCUCUUCAAGGCAUGUUGGAAUCGACUCCUAAUAAUAAGUUUCCCCAGUAUCAGGCGCACGGGUAUUUUAUUCAACUCAUUGAUGGACUUGAGUAUCUGCACAGCAUGAGAGUUGUACAUAAAGAUAUUAAACCGGGAAAUCUUCUGCUUACACUGGAUGGGGAACUGAAGAUAACCGAUUUGGGGGUGGCAGAGACCAUAGACCUGUUCGCCAAAGACGAUACUUGCUAUAUAGGACAAGGAUCCCCAGCAUUUCAACCUCCCGAAAUCGCGAACGGUUUGGAGUCUUUUCCAGGGUUCAAAGUAGAUAUUUGGAGUAGCGGGGUUACACUGUACAAUAUAACAACCGGUCUGUAUCCUUUCGAAGGCGGUACGAUUUUUAGGCUCUUCGAAACAAUAGGCAAAGGCGAAUUCACCAUUCCCGAUGAGAUUGAUGAACCGCUCAGAAGUUUGAUCGUUGGAAUGCUACAAAAAGAACCCGAAAUUAGGUUUAAUCUUCGACAAAUAAGACAGCAUUCAUGGUUCAGCAGAAGACCGCCAUAUUCUAGUCCUCCAGUGCCCAUUCCGCCGCUACGCGAAGACAGGUUUCACAAAAUGACUGUGCUGCCUUAUUUGGUCGAUCACUACUACAAUGAUCCCAAUGAUAAUUCAAACGAUGUACAAUUUUUAACCGAACACGAACUAAAUGAACUGGAACGAUCAAAGGCCGACGCUGAAUAUUCAAACGGAAAUGCUCACUCAAGUUCAGGCAGACGGCAUAAAAGUCGAAACAAGAAAAACGUAUCCUGUAUAUCUGUAAAAAAUUUUCCCGGGUGUAAACAAUCGUGACAAAUCUUUUUUACUAUUAUUUGUAAUAAUUUUGUUAUAAUGACAUAUUUUUGAUAAAAAAAAAUCAUAGAACUUGUAUUAAAUACUUUGUUAAUAUUUGUAAUUUUAUAUUGUUGUGUUGUUGUCAGAUGAGUUUAAUUAUUUUUGUUGCUGUUGUUUGGAAUACCGUGAAUUAUAACAAAUGUAUUUAAUAUGAGGAUGCAUGAGAAGUGCCAUAUUGAAAUUUAGAGGU
This is a messenger RNA of Psylliodes chrysocephalus, 1866 nucleotides long. NCBI's taxonomy places the organism in Eukaryota, Metazoa, Arthropoda, Insecta, Coleoptera, Chrysomelidae. The record is from the annotation of a GenBank genome assembly.